Aspergillus caelatus is the source of this 1230-nucleotide messenger RNA. RefSeq lists its product as uncharacterized. Gene Ontology annotation, cellular component: mitochondrion. Lineage: Eukaryota; Fungi; Ascomycota; Eurotiomycetes; Eurotiales; Aspergillaceae. The transcript is spliced from 7 exons. The coding region runs from base 1 to 1230 and encodes 409 amino acids. The record is from RefSeq and is a predicted model, not a curated record.
AUGAGCUCCGUCGGUACGCGGCAAUCGUACGUGGAUUUCUUCCGAUACACCAGCGGUCGCUGGCUUUGGGAUGAAGAACAGCAACUUCGUGAGCGAUUCUCUCCUUUCAAUGUACCCGAACUCCAUAAAGUUGCCGCGAGCAGCGUAGAGGCAAACAAAUGUAUCGCGACCGCGAAAUUGGCGGUAGGCUCCUUCAAUAAGACCUUCAGUCUCACGAUGGAUAAUAGUAUGACUGUAAUCGCCCAGAUCCCUCACCCUAUUGCAGGGCCCCAUCCGAAGUUGCAACCAUGGAAUACGUACGGGAGUCUCUACUAUGCCAGCGAGAAUAUUCCAGGCGCCGUAGCAGCAGAAGUAAUUGGUGAUGUGCCCACAGAAGUGAGGAAUACAGUGAUGCACCGCUUUGCUAUCGGCCCUGUUGCAGAAAGAGACUUUUGGAACAAAGAACGCGCGACUAUGCGUAUAGAUCGCGGCCCAUGGAACCAACCGAGAGAGUUUGUUGUUUCCUUGGCCCAUCGAGAACUAGAGUGGAUACAACGAUAUGCCAUGCCAAAGCCGGCGGAUGACCCGUUGGUGAGUGCGGCGUCGCAAAAUUCUCCCAGUUGUCACAUUACAUUGCUUCAGAAGUAUUUGAAAGUUGCCCCAUUCCUCCUCCCCGAUGAUCCCGUUGUGGUCGCGCCUCAUAAAUGGCAUGCCGAUCUUCACGCAGGAAAUAUAUUCGUUGAUAAGGGCAAGAUCUCUAGCGUGAUAGACUGGCAAGGGAUUUGGGCGUCGAUUAUGAUGUCAAAGCCACCCGCAAACUUUAAGAAUCUUGAGCCUGACGAGAAAUUCAAGAUACGAAAACACAUGAGUAGCUCUAUCAUACUCUAUCUCUACGAAAAACAGACCUCUAAGGAAAACCCUCUUCUGAGCAAGGUCUCCAUUUUAGUCAUGGCCGAACAAGAUGAUAUUAUACCAUUGAGGGAGUCGCUCAUCAGGGUUGAGAAAUACUGGAAUGAAUUUGAAACCGACGCUCCGUGCCCCAUCCACUUUACGGAGAGUGAGCUUCAGACAUUUCCAGAGGAAAGUGAAGGAUGGAACGAUGUGCAAGAGUUUUGGGAUUCGACACCCAAUGAUCUUUAUGAUGAAGCUGUGGCUCUUUUUACAGAACUUAGAGAAUUGGGUCUAAAAUCUAUGGUAGGCAAGGAGAGGGAGGAUUUCAAGGAGCAAACACAGUGGGUUGAAAAGACAUGA